CCUCACUCAACCCUCAGCCCGCACAAAGAACUGACUUGUUUAGUUGUUUACUAAUUCUCUCUCAAUUCCACAAAAACUCAUCCGAAUGGCCUCUGUAGCUUCCGCUCAUCAGCUUCUAAAGCUAGCCCUGUUUAUCUCUCUGCUCCAUUUUAGCUCUGCUGCUAGGAAUUUGGCUGCAGAGUCAGAGCAAUCCGGGCAACCAUUGUUGUUUCAGUACCACAAUGGCCCUCUUCUCACUGGCAAAAUCUCCAUCAACCUAAUUUGGUAUGGAAAUUUCAAGCCCUCCCAACGAGCCAUCGUUUCCGAUUUCAUCACCUCACUUUCUUCUUCUAACCCAACAACACCACCACCACCACCACAACAGCAACAACAACAGCCCUCUGUUGCCACCUGGUGGAAAUCCAUCGAAAAUUACUACCAUCUAGUCAGCUCCAAGUCCAAGAAAUCGUCCUCUCUUUCCCUGCAUCUGGGUUCCCAAAUCGUGGACGACAAGUACUCACUUGGAAAAUCGCUCAGCAAUCAGCAAAUCGUAAAAUUGGCAUCCAAAGGCGGUCAGGAAAAUGCCAUUAAUGUGGUAUUGACAUCAUCCGACAUCACCGUCGAUGGGUUUUGCUCUAGUAGUUGCGGGAGGCACGGAUCGUCCACCACACCAGCUUCCAUCAGAGGGAGGAGCUACAAUAAGUUCGCUUACAUCUGGGUCGGUAACUCGGAGACUCAGUGCCCCGGUCAAUGCGCUUGGCCAUUCCACCAGCCAAUUUACGGCCCACAGACUGCGCCGCUGGUUGCGCCAAACAACGAUGUAGGUGUGGAUGGGAUAGUGAUCAACUUGGCUAGCCUAUUGGCUGGGACUGUAACGAACCCAUUUGGAAAUGGGUAUUACCAGGGUCCUAAGGAGGCUCCAUUAGAGGCUGCCUCUGCUUGUACUGGAAUAUAUGCUAAAGGAGCAUACCCUGGCUAUGCCGGUGACCUUCUGGUGGACCCUAUGACUGGUGCCAGCUACAAUGCUCAUGGUUCUAAUGGGAGGAAAUAUUUGCUCCCGGCUCUGUUUGACCCUUCAACUUCAACUUGUUCUCCUCUUGUUUGAGUGUUUGAUCGGAGGAGACACUAGUUCCAUCUCGUUGCUGCGACGUGCUUACACGUUUAUGUAUAAAAAUUAUAAUAUAUGUAUGUAGGCUGUAAAACGAUGGUAGAGAGAUUAAAUUCUUUGUUUAAUUAUUCUUUAUUUCAUUAUUCCAUUUGAGUAAUAAGAUUGAGAAUUUCAUUA
Molecule: messenger RNA, 1264 nt
Organism: Ziziphus jujuba (common jujube)
Lineage: Eukaryota; Viridiplantae; Streptophyta; Magnoliopsida; Rosales; Rhamnaceae
Product: protein PHOSPHATE-INDUCED 1
Exons: 1
Coding region: 86-1084 (332 amino acids)
Source: RefSeq, a predicted model, not a curated record